AAAACUAGCUUCCUGAGCUUGAAGUUUGCACCGUGUAAUUUUCAAAAAGUGGUUAUAUUUGUCAAAAUCAUGAAACUUAUGGCUGUGUAGGUGAAUUAAGCAUUUUAUUAACGUAGAUGUUGUCCAGUGUUCACGUUUGACUCUGGUGAGUAAGUUUGUCAAAGUUUGUGUAGUCAAAUCAAGAUCUAUUUGUGUUACUCGAAAUUGCAAGAGAAUAUAUGUUUAACUUACAUAUUCUAAUGUGAUUUGAUAUACACCGGUUUAGUUAACUCAGUUUACAUGAUUAAAUAGUAAAAAAUUACAUCUUCGGACGUGUUUACAUGAUUAAAUAGUUAAAACUUACAUAUUCAAACGUGUUUACGUAAGUUUGACCUAUUCAAAUUUAAAGUUAAAGUGGACACGAGAAACGUAUAGGAUGACCUAUUGUGGCAUAGCUAAUUCACACGUACCGAAGGGAUAGACGAGAUCACGAGACUGUGCUUCGAGAGCCAAUCCGCGACUUUAUUCUCCUCUCUGUACGUAUGAACCAGUAGAACUAUUCAAUCGAGUAGUAUUCAUCUAGCGGUCGCUUGGAUGAUGAUUCCGACCCAAAUAACUUGUUUGGUUUCAAAAUAAACUAAAAAUGAGUUAUUUGGAAAUUUGGAUUGAUAACCCAAUCCUAAAUAACAUGCUGCACAGUACAUAUGCCAGCUGACCUGCGCGUAGCGACCGGAGCCUUUUGCAAACAAUUCCCGCGUACUCAUAGGAACCCUGGCUCAAGCACAGCAAAUGGACGCGGACAAUGAAGACGGUACCACUCCUCAAGUUGGCGAUGAGAAGGGAAAAGGCCCCAUCAUCGUCUUGCUCGUCGGUGCUCCGGGAAGUGGGAAGUCCACUUUCUGUGAGCAUGUUAUGAAAUCGUCUUCCCGGUCCUGGGCUCGUAUUUGCCAGGACACUAUUAACAAUGGCAAAGCUGGGACGAAGCCUCAGUGCCUAAAGAGUGCAGCCACUGCAUUGAAGGAGGGAAAAAGUGUGUUCAUUGACAGAUGUAAUUUGGACAAAGAACAGCGUGCUGAGUUUCUGAAGCUUGAUGGUUCCACAAAAGAAGUGCAUGCUGUUGUGCUUGAUUUUCCUGCUCAGGUUUGUAUAUCCCGGUCUGUGAAACGCACUGGGCAUGAAGGGAAUCUUCAAGGUGGGAAAGCUGCUGCAGUUGUAAAUAGAAUGCUACAGAAGAAGGAACUGCCUCAGCUUACUGAAGGCUUCAAAAGGAUAACGUUUUGCCAGAGUUAUAGUGAAGUUGAAGCUGCAAUUAAGGUGUACAGUGCACUUGGUCCUGCAGAAACCCUCCCAAAUGGUUGUUUUGGGCAGAAAACCCCGAAAGCCAAAGUCCAACUUGGAAUCAUGAAGUUCUUAAAGAAAGUUGAGGUUCCUGCCAAUGAAGAUUCACCAUCAUCACAUAUAGUUCAGAUUCCUGUGCAUGAAACUGUUGACGUGGAAAAAAAUCAACGCCCCGCGGGACAAGAAAGCAGUUCUUUGUUGUCUGGAGGUGCUAACAAAAAUAUACAAGAAUGUCAGGACCCACAUAAGCACGUUGUUGAUGCUUCUGUGAGCAGUGUACCCACACUUGCAUUUCCAUCCAUUUCAACGUCAGAUUUUCAGUUUGAGAAUGAGAAGGCUUCUGAUAUUAUUGUUGAAAAAGUUGAAGAGUUUGUGAAUAAGAUCAGGAAUGCAAGACUUGUUCUUGUGGACUUAAGCCACAGGUCAAAGAUAUUGUCAUUGGUUAAGGGCAAAGCCGCUCAAAGAAACAUAGAUUCAAAUAAGUUCUUCACUUUUGUUGGAGAUAUAACUAAACUCUAUUCUCAAGGUGGUUUAAGGUGCAAUAUCAUAGCUAAUGCCGCCAACUGGCGGCUUAAACCUGGAGGUGGAGGUGUGAAUGCUGCAAUCUUCAAUGCCGCUGGUCCAGCUCUUGAGGUUUCCACAAGGGAUUGUGCAAAAUCUCUGCUCCCUGGACAUGCUGUAGCUGUUCCUCUCACUUCAGACUCACCAUUAUAUACCAGGGAAGGAGUGACCCAUGUUAUACAUGUACUGGGCCCGAACAUGAAUCCUCAAAGACCCAACUGUCUCAAUGAUAAUUACGCUAAAGGAUGUGAAGUUCUUCGUGGAGCUUAUACAUCACUUUUCGAAAGUUUUGCAUCUCUAGUGAAGACCCAGGUCACUGAAGUGGGAAUAAGUGGCCAGAAUCCUGCAGGCCUUAAAAGCCUGUCGUUUAUCACUGAGCAAAAGAAUAAAAGAGACAACGAGUGCAACUCUGAAAGGAGAAAAAAGUACAAGGGUAUGCAGGGUGAUGAAAAGAUGAGCGAAGAGAACAGAAGGAAUGUUGUUUCAAAAACUUGGGGUUCGUGGGCACAAGCUCUAUACGAUAUUGCCAUGCAUCCUGGGAGGCAUGAAGGUCAAUUGCUGGAGGUGUGUGAUGAUGUGGUCGUGCUGAAUGAUCAAUAUCCAAAGGCAAAAAAGCAUCUGUUAGUGUUGAGCUGCCAGCGAGGUCUUGACCAACUUGCUGAUGUGAAUCAAGAACACAUUGAGCAAUUGAGGACUAUGCAUUCCGUGGGGUUGAAAUGGGCAGAAAGCUUCCUGCAAGAAGAUUCAUCCUUGGUCUUCCGCCUGGGCUAUCACUCAGAACCCUCAAUGCGACAACUACACUUGCAUGUCAUUAGCCAAGACUUCGACUCGGGCCAUCUGAAGAACAAGAAGCAUUGGAACUCUUUCAACACUGCCUUCUUCCGAGAUUCGGUUGAUGUGAUGGAAGAAAUCAGCAGUCAAGGUAAAGCAACGGUAAGCAAUGAUAAUGAGAAGCAUUUGUCGAUGGAGCUGCGUUGUCAUCGAUGUAGGAGUGCACACCCCAACAUUCCCAGGUUGAAGUCGCACGUCAAACAAUGUCAAGCUCCAUUCCCUUCUCAGCUGCUCGAGAAUGGCCGAUUGGUAUUCCAAAGUAUUCUGUGACACAUGCAUGGCCGUUGGGCCAAAGGGACAUGUACACGUCGUCAUUGUCUUUGCCAACUUGUCUGGUCUAGGUUUUGUUCGGGGAAGGUGUUUCCUUUGCUGGCUGGCUGGCUGUUUUUGGUUUGUUGUUGCCGGGAAAUUUGGUGGACAUUAGUCCUUGGGAGCCAUUUUUGUGUUCAUUAAUCGUUCGGACCCCAGAAGGAAAGAAGAAAGGUUAUGGAUGACUAGAAGCAUAACAGAUGACAUUACUGGCUGGGGAAGGUGUUUUCCAUCCAUCGAUAUAUUUCAAACUCUCGAUUCAAUAUCAAACUAAACCAAAUUUUGUCCAACCUCAAUAUUUAAAAUUAGCGGUGUCAGUUCGUUUUGUUGUAAAUAGUAAAAUCGAUAAGAAACCAAAAACUCAUCC
Molecule: messenger RNA, 3385 nt
Organism: Linum trigynum
Lineage: Eukaryota; Viridiplantae; Streptophyta; Magnoliopsida; Malpighiales; Linaceae
Source: the annotation of a GenBank genome assembly